CUCACGAUUUGCUUCUGCUUCAUGUAGGUAUUCACGAGCUCUUUAUAAGAGGGUUUGAUAAUCCCAUUGAUGGCUACAUAUUAAUGGCAAUGCAACGCACGCUACGUCAUUUUGGUGAAACACAUAUGUAUGUCGAUAGCUAGCAUCGGGCUUUAAGGCCUUAUCACCGAUUAUGGGUGGAGGGCCGGAAGGGAUAUAAACUUCGGAGGUCUCUCUUUCUUCUCGAGAGCUUUCCGUGUGAUUAAACUCUAUUCCUUACAGUGAAGGGAUAUUACUAGGUACCUAGGAAUACCUAAACGCGAGAUUGAGAAUGUCGGCAAUCUUCAAGAAGGCCAACACCGCCGUCAUCACGGGCGGGGCGUCGGGAAUCGGACUCGCGCUCGCGCAGAAGUGCGUCGGCUACGGCAUGAAGGUUCUCGUGGCCGAUUGGGAUGCCGCCGGCCUGGAUGCGGCGAAGGGGAGCUUGGGGGAGGCGGCGACGACGCUGCGUGUUGAUGUUAGUAAGACGGAGGACUGGGCGACGAUUAAGGGCGCGGUUGUUAAGGACUUUGGUGGCCAAAUCAACCUCCUAGCCCUCAACGCCGGCGUCGGCGCCCGCACCGCCUUCGACGGGCCGGAAGCGGACAUCGCCAACUUCCGCAAAGUCCUCGACGUCAACUUCUUCGGCGUCGCGAACGGCAUCACCUCCCUCUUACCCCUAAUCAAAGAGAAGACUACCGCCGCUGCUUCUUCCGUCGAGUCCGCGAUCGUGAUCACGGGGUCCAAGCAAGGCAUCACAAACCCGCCGGGCAACCCGGCGUAUAACGCGAGCAAGGCGGCCGUGAAGAGCCUCGCGGAACAGCUGAGCUAUGAUUUGAGGACGUGGAAGGGCGUCGGGGUGCAUUUGCUCGUGCCCGGGUGGACGUGGACGGGGCUUGCGGGCGCGGCGAGCGGGAAGGCGAAGCCGGAGGCGCCGUGGACGCCGGGGCAGGUCGCGGAUUACUUGGAGGCGAAGAUGGGAGAGGGCAAGUUCUGGGUACUGUGUCCCGAUAACGAGGUCACGGAGGAGGUGGACCGGAAGAGGAUGCUGUGGAGCUCGCAGGACGCGCCGACGGGGCGGCCGCCGCUGAGUCGGUGGAGGGAGGAGUAUAAGGAGGAAUUUGCGAGGUUUAUGGCGAGUGAUGUUUGAUGUGACAGGAGAGAUUACUGGGGACGUAUAUGCCCCGGAUAACAUAACUGUUCCGCUUCAUUUGAUGCGUGAAGAGCUUAGCUAUAAUUAAGACGAGAGCUGCUACCUGUACGACGACAAAACGUCGACUGCCUCAGACUCUAAGGAAAAUCAUCACAGCACAUAUAACUUCCAUAUCAUGGCAAUUGACAACAUAUAUUAGCAGUAGACACAGGCUCAAAAGCUAAAGACGGGAAUGUAUGAUUUCGUUUUCAUUGCAAAGUUAGAGCUCUUCGUGGCU
Molecule: messenger RNA, 1448 nt
Organism: Annulohypoxylon truncatum
Lineage: Eukaryota; Fungi; Ascomycota; Sordariomycetes; Xylariales; Hypoxylaceae
Product: NAD(P)-binding protein
Exons: 3
Coding region: 311-1168 (285 amino acids)
Cellular component (GO): intracellular anatomical structure
Molecular function (GO): oxidoreductase activity, acting on NAD(P)H, oxygen as acceptor
Source: RefSeq, a predicted model, not a curated record